Molecule: messenger RNA, 1800 nt
Organism: Meloidogyne enterolobii
Lineage: Eukaryota; Metazoa; Nematoda; Chromadorea; Rhabditida; Meloidogynidae
Source: the annotation of a GenBank genome assembly
AUGUUCUUUAGUGGAAAUGCCUAUGGGAACAACCGUGGCGGGCGUUCACAAAAUCCUAACUAUAAUUGGCCAAAUUCCACUUCUGGGUCUGGUGCAGCUAAUGGUUCUGGGUACAAGGGUGGAUUCAGUUCUGGUAGUAGCGGGGAUCAUGGAGGCAGAGCUAACACUUUAAAAACGGGCGGAUUUAGUCGUUGGAAUCCCUCCAAUGAAACCAAUGAGGCGAAGAAUAGUGACAGCAGCUCUUUGGUGCCUAUUAGCAAAGACAAUUAUACUCCAGUUGCUUCUGUACAAGCUCGCGAUCAGGCCGAUGUGGAUCGUUGGAUGGUUGAGAAUAAUGUUUCGUUAAAUGGCGAGGAUGUGCCGUGCCCAGUUUUUGAAUUUGAAGAAUCAACCUUUCCAGGGAUGAUUGUUAAUCUUCUGUUAACUCAUUUUCAAAAACCGACACCAAUUCAAAGCAUUUCUUGGCCGGUCGCUUUGAGCGGGCAUGACUUGAUCUCAAUAGCAAAAACUGGUUCUGGCAAGACAAUUGGUUUCAUUUUGCCUUCUAUUGUGCAUGUUCAGUCACAGCCAACACGAAAUCUUCAGGAUGGACCGGCUGUCAUUAUUCUACUUCCAACUCGAGAGCUUGCUCAGCAAGUAGAACAAGUGGCUCAGGAAUACUGCAAAGUUAUGCGAAUUAAUCUUGCUUGUUGUUAUGGCGGUUCACCUAAGGGGCCACAGAUGUCAACUAUGAAGAGAGGUCUGUUUAGCACAGUUUUGAAUUUUACGGAUUUUAAUCUUGAUCAUUUCUCAGGUGUUGAUAUUUGUGUAGCUACGCCUGGCCGACUUACGGAUUUUAUUGACACGAAUGUUGUGAAGUUAAAACGUUGUUCUUUGCUUAUAAUGGAUGAGGCUGAUAGGAUGCUUGAUAUGGGUUUUGAGCCGCAAAUUCGUAAAAUUGCACAACAAAUUCGAAAUGAUCGCCAAACAUUAAUGUUCUCAGCAACUUGGCCACAAGAUGUGCGCAAACUUGCUUCAGAUUUUCAAAAGAAUCCAAUUCAUUUAACUGUUGGAUCUUUGGAGCUUUCUGCCAACCACAAUAUUGAGCAAAAUGUUGAAGUGAUUGAUGAGUAUAACAAAACAAAACGACUUGAAGAGAUACUUGAAGAUAUUACGAAACAAGUUCAAUCUAAGACGAUCAUUUUUGUCAAAACUAAAAGGAAGGCUUAUGAACUUUCUCGUUUGGUUCGUCAAUCUGGUUAUCCUGCAUUAUGUAUUCAUGGAGACAAAGACCAAAGUGAACGAAAUUGGGUUUUAGAACAUGUGCAUGACAUAAAAUUCGUGAUCAAUUACGAUUACCCAAACAGUUCAGAAGAUUAUAUCCAUCGAAUUGGGCGCACUGGGCGUCGUGAUCAGAAGGGAACUGCUUAUUCCUUUUUUACAAGUGGAGACAAUGCAAAGGCAGCUGAUCUAGUCAAGGUCUUACAAGAGGCUAAUCAGAACAUCCCAGAAGAAUUGGAGAUAAUUGCGUUUAUGCGUGAUGGACGGGGCAGAGGUAAUGGUCGAAAGCGCGAUUGGAAUUCUGGAAACGAAAAUUCAUAUGGCGGGAGAGGCAGAGGGGGAGGAAGCCGAGGCAGAGGCGAUAGUGGGCGUGGGAAAUUUGAUGGAUUUGGAGGAGGAGAGUCAAAGCGUAUUCGAUAUGAUGAUGAAGGUGAAGCAAGUCCUUACAAAUCAAACAAUUCAAGAGGAUCUCGCAACUUUCGAGGCGGAAGAGGUGGUGGAUACUCAGGCAAUUCGGGGCGGUCUGAUUCGCGCUGGUAG